AUGCAGACAUCAGGUGAAGAAGAGAUAGAAGAAAUCAAGCAGUCCCGCUAUGCUGAAUUUUACUUGGGGCUGUCAAGUAUUUGGUUCAAAGCACGACGGGCCAGUGAUCCAGAAUGCCUCAUUCAUUUAAUUCUUAGUAAAGUUGGAGAAGGUGAUCAUAUCAUUGAGAAACUCGUCAAUGAGACUGAGGAGGAUUUCCUGCUCAGGAGAUUUACAGAGUCGUUUAAACAACUUCAAUUCAGUAACCAGGAGGAUGUUGUGAAACGUAUUCAAAAUAUCUUAUUUUAUGAUCCAGGUUCUUGUCGAAAGGAAGCAAGUUGGGUAACAGAGGAGCCUCCGUUUGCUCUUGAAUUCAUAAAGGUGAAAACUCCAAAUCUAAGAGUAUCAGGAGGAGCAGCAGCCACUCAAGGAGGAGGGCAGGGAGCAAUUACACAAGGAGGCCAGGGGACAAGCCAACAGUAG
Prunus armeniaca (apricot) is the source of this 462-nucleotide messenger RNA. NCBI's taxonomy places the organism in Eukaryota, Viridiplantae, Streptophyta, Magnoliopsida, Rosales, Rosaceae. The record is from the annotation of a GenBank genome assembly.